This is a messenger RNA of Onthophagus taurus, 4352 nucleotides long. It is a transcript of the gene Toll-7, whose product is annotated as Toll-like receptor 7. Gene Ontology annotation, molecular function: protein binding. Lineage: Eukaryota; Metazoa; Arthropoda; Insecta; Coleoptera; Scarabaeidae. Gene Ontology annotation, biological process: signal transduction. The record is from RefSeq and is a predicted model, not a curated record.
CAGUAUCGCGCUAGAAAGGUUCGAGGCAACUCCGUAAAGGUCCUCGAAACAUUUUAAGCGUGCGAUCGUGAAAUGAAAGACCAACGAGUCAUUCGCGAAAUGUCCCUAACGUGAAAAAGUUCAAAAAAAAAUUCAACACCAACACAAAAAUCUUUAUAAAUUUUAAAGUUAUUUUUUAUUUAAUUAAAAAGAAAAGAAAAUGUUGGUUAAAAAAUUUCGAUUUUUCUGCUUGGUUUUGAUCUCAGCAUCGAUGGGAGUAGCAAGAAACGAAAGCAUCACCGGAAGUGCAAGUUCGAGCAACGAGUGCAAUUGGUUACCGGACAACAAUAACACUUCAACAACAAAACUCGCGAUUAAUUGUCGAUUUCGAAGUUUAGACGCGACCGGAAAUCACCUCAACGGUUUACCGUCGGAUGGAAUUUCGAAAUUACGGAUCAAAUGCAGUGAUAUAGUGUACUUUGAAAGUUACCUACCAUCGAACUCCAUCAAAAAAUUACACGACCUCCAAGAAUUUUUCGUGGAAAGUUGCAAAAUCCUCCAUUUAGAAUCAAACACAUUCGAGGGGAUGGGAAAUUUAAAAAAAUUAACGAUUAAAUCCCACAAUAACGAUUGGGGGAAAAGCUUAGAAUUAACUUCGAUGUCUUUUUCUGGACUUAAAGAACUUCAAAUUUUAAAUUUGAGUUAUAACAAUUUAAGGGGGAUCCCAGAAACGAGUUUUUGCACUUUACCCAAUUUAAAAACUCUAAAUUUAACUCAAAAUCGUAUCAGAACCUCUGAAAGAUUAGGAUUUGGAAAUUCUUCGUCCCGGAGUAAUUCGUGCCCAAGUAGUGAUCUUCAAAUUUUAGAUUUGUCGCAUAAUGAGUUAAGAACAUUGCCGGAAAUGUCGGGAUUUGCGCGUUUGAGACGUUUACAAGAACUCCGAUUGGAUUAUAAUAAUAUUAGUGAUAUUUCGGGUGAAGCUUUAGUUGGAUUAACUUCUUUGCGGGUUGUGAACUUGUCGAAUAAUAAUGUUGAGACGUUACCGGAAGGUUUAUUCGCGGCGUGUCGCGAAUUGCGCGAAAUUCAUCUCCAAAAUAAUACUUUGAUGUUUCUUGCAAAAGGGGUUUUUCACCGAUUAGAACAAUUAAUCGUCUUGGAUUUAUCGGGGAACCAAUUAACUAGUGGCCACAUCGACUCAUCAACUUUUACAGGAUUAAUUCGCUUAAUUAUUUUGAAUUUAUCCCAUAACGCUUUGACCCGAAUCGAUGGAAAAACGUUCAAAGAUUUAUUCUUUUUGCAAAUUUUAGAUUUGAGGAAUAACUCGAUUGGGUUCAUCGAAGAUAACGCUUUUUUACCACUUUAUAAUUUGCACACUUUGAAUUUGGCCGAAAAUCGUUUAAACACCAUCGGGGGGUCUCUUUUUAACGGAUUAUUCGUGUUAAGUAAAUUAACUCUAAAUAAUAAUUUGAUUGUUAACGUUGAUUCGAAAGCUUUCCAAAAUUGCUCCGAUUUGAAGGAGUUGGAUUUAAGCUCGAAUGCUUUGCAACAAGUCCCGGAUGCGAUUCGAGAGUUGACGUUUUUAAAAAAUUUGGAUUUGGGGGAAAAUCAAAUUAGUGACUUUAAAAAUGGGACUUUUAAGAAUUUGGAUCAAUUAACGGGGUUGAGGUUGAUUGAUAAUAAUAUUGGGAAUUUGAGUAAGGGGAUGUUUUGGGAUUUGAGAUCUUUGCAAGUUUUGAAUUUGGCCAAAAAUAAGAUUCAAAGUAUCGAAAGAGGGACUUUUGACACAAAUACUUUGAUCGAGGCGAUUAGAUUGGAUGAGAAUUUUUUGACGGAUAUUAAUGGGGUUUUUGCGAGCUUGGCGAGUUUGUUAUGGCUAAAUUUGUCUGAGAAUCAUUUGGUGUGGUUCGAUUAUGCUUUUAUUCCGAGUAAUUUGAAGUGGUUAGAUAUCCAUAAUAAUUUCAUCGAGCAUUUGGCGAAUUAUUACAAGAUACAAGAGGAGAUUCGGGUUAAAACUUUAGAUGCGAGUCAUAAUCGAAUCACGGAGAUUUCACCUUUAUCGAUCCCAAAUAGUGUUGAGUUACUCUUUAUUAACAACAAUUUAAUCAAAACGGUGAAUCCAAACACUUUUUACGACAAACCAAAUUUAGUGCGAGUCGACAUGUACGCAAAUGAAUUAAUCAACUUAGACAUAAACGCUUUAAGACUCUCCCCAUACUCGAAUAAAACCCUCCCAGAAAUUUAUUUGGGGGGAAACCCCUUUCAUUGCGACUGCACCAUGGAGUGGCUCCAAAGAAUCAACAACAUGACCCAAGCAAAACAAUACCCAAAAAUCAUGGAUUUAGACAACGUAAUGUGCAGGAUGACGCAUUCUCGAGGGAUGACUCACAUGCCUUUAUCAAGGGCGAAACCAUCCGAUUUUUUAUGCACCUACGAAACUCAUUGUUUCGCUCUUUGCCAUUGUUGCGAUUUCGACGCUUGCGACUGCGAAAUGACCUGCCCCCAAAAUUGUUCUUGCUACCAAGACGAAACUUGGAACACAAACGUCGUCGAUUGCUCCAGACAAAACGCCAACGAAAUCCCCCAAAGAAUCCCCAUGGACGUCACCGAACUCUACCUCGACGGCAACAACAUCAAAGAGCUCCAAAAUCACGUCUUUAUCGGCCGAAAAAACAUGCGAGUUCUAUACGCGAAUAACAGCCGAAUUGAAACGAUUCAAAAUCGGACUUUUAACGGGUUAAACGCGCUACAAAUGUUGCAUUUAGACGAUAACAACAUUUAUGAGUUAAAAGGGUACGAAUUUGAGCAUUUGGGUCAUCUCAAAGAGUUAUAUCUCCAAAAUAAUAAGAUUAAUUUUAUUGGGAAUAACACGUUUUCUUCGUUACGAUCUUUAGAGAUUUUGCGCCUCGAUGGGAAUAAAUUAACGUCAUUCCCAAUUUGGCAAUUAACUCAAAACGCGUUUUUAACCGAGUUAUCAAUCGGGGGGAAUCAAUGGUCGUGCCGAUGCAAAUUCCUCCAAGAAUUCACCGCAUGGAUCGUGGAUAACGCCCCGAAAGUUUUAGAUUCCUCCGAUGUGAUGUGUUAUAACACCGAUUCGAAACCAUCUCAAAGACGUGAAUUAGACUUUAAUUCGACGGCGUGUAGUGAUUAUGUUGGUAAUUCGGUAAUAGACAGUAUGUUAAUUUCGGACUAUUUACCAAUGGCUGUUGUGGUUAUGUGCGUGGUAAUUUUACUUUUAGUGUUCCUAAUUUUGUGGUUCAUCUUCAGAGACACGAUAAGAGUGUGGUUGUACUCCAAAUACGGGGUAAGAUUAUGUAAUUUAACCGCGAAACAAUUCGAGGAUCGCGAUAAACUUUACGACGGAUUCGUGUGUUAUUCCCCGAAAGACGAAGAAUGGGUCGUCCAAUCUUUAGCGGCCGGGUUGGAUAACUUCCAGUUGUGUCUCCAUUAUCGGGACAUCCCCCACACCGCUUAUCUCCAACACGCCGCCCCCGCACUUUUAGAACACGCGGAUGCAAGCCGACGUGUUAUUAUGAUCUUAACAAGGAAUUUCUUGCAAACUGAGUGGUCAAGGUUCGAGCUUCGCCAGGCGAUUCACGAAGCUUUAAAAGGAAGAGUUUUUAAGCUGGUAAUUUUAGAAGAGGGUCCCUUACCAGAAGCCGAACUCGAUCCCGAAUUAAGACCGUAUCUUAAAACGGGGCAUCGAAUUCAAUGGGGGGAAAAAAGGUUUUGGGAGAAAUUGCGUUAUGCAAUGCCUUCGGUGGAAACUCGAGGGAAAAUUAACGCGAAUUACCGAAGGAAUAUUAACAAUUAUACGAUAGAAAGUAGAGUGGUGGUUGCGAAUGGGACUCAUAACCAUCAUAAUUACCCGGAGAAAGUUAAAAACCCUCCUCCACCAUCACCCGGGAUGUUUCCUCCAGCUUAUAUGACCGCGAUGGCUCACGAACAUGAUGAGGCUAAUUAUUCUUCGGCGACGACGGCCACACCAUCUCCAAGACCGUCGAGGAGGACACCACAAGAACCGAGACCGUUAUCGGAUCAUAUAUAUUCGAGUAUAGAUUCGGAUUAUAGCACCUUGGAGAGGGGGCCAUCCGGGAGGCGGGGACCCCCAUGGAGGCCCCAUAUGAUGCAUCCAAAUUCUGGCGGAACAGGUCAAGCUUACCUCGUGUGAUAUCAUUUUUUCGAUAACGAAAAAUUGACUGACUAGUUUUUACUCAAAGACUUAAUAAUAAUUAAUUUUUAAAAAAGGAAAAAAAAAUCAAUCUUUCAUUAUUAUAAUAAAAAAAUUGAUUCAAAGAAUUAAUUAAUUAAAAAAAAAAACCUAAAGACUAAUAACCUCGGCUAUUUGUGUAUAUUAUAAUAAUUAUUAUUUUUUU